UCCCCAGCAGGCAGCAUGUGCGGACGUCGUUGUCGUCGUCGUCGUGGUUGUUGUCAUUGUCGUCGUUGUCGUUGUCAUAGUCGGUCUCGUCUCGUCGCCGCUGCUGCUGCUUCUGCUGCUGCUCUUAUCGUAGUCGCGUCUUCUGCUUAGGCAGCAUCAAUUGGCCGCCGCGAUUAUUAGUUGUCUAUAAAAGCGCAGAUCGAAUAUCGUCGCGAUCAACAAACGAUAAACUGCAAAACAAAAGUUGUUUUGUUUGCUGUGCAGUGCAGAAAUCGCAUUCACAUUUGUAAUGCAAAUCACAACGAAAUCGUAAUCACAUCUCAACAUCGAAAUCGAAUCGCAAUUCAAUGUACAUAAAAGUGGCUCAACAUCAAAAAAGCGAAAAGUGAAUUAAAGUGCAAUCAAUUUGAAAAUUAUACCCAAAAAGUUAUUAAUUAAUUCAACUGGCGUAGGCGUCAAACAGGCUUUUUUAUCCAGCAUCCCACGAAAUACCAGAGAAAAUGUUAUCGCGCGUCGCGUAAAAUUCGCAUCAAACAAAUCGAGGAUCUUGAGACUAAUUUUUCGGGAACACACACAAUGGGCGAUACAUUGGAGGAUGCGCCGCACGCGACGCGACGCGACAAACCGCAAACGUUGAACAUUAGUCCCGAGGAGGCAGCCGCUGCUGCGGCAGCAACAAGUGCUGUGGCAACCUCGUCCUCUUCAACCGUCUCCGCAUCCUCAUCCUCCAUGCAUUAUGCGCGAAAUCGCACGCGUUGCGAACGGGAACGGGAACGCGAUCACUCGAGUGAUGGGCUGAGCAAGAGAAAUGAUGAAUUUGUUGGCUUGGUGGCGCCACCGCGACGUGAGAGUCUUAACAGCUGCGACACGCAGCAACAGCAACACCAGCAAGAACGGAGCUUGGCAAGCAGUCCCGGCGGCUUUUCCAGCAGCCUCAACAAAGCGUUGGGCUUCAACAGUCGCAGCCUAAACACAGCAUCGAGCGGCUCAAACACCGCCGGCAGCACCAGGUACUCGUCCAGCAGCGUUGUGGUUGGCGGCGGCGUUGGCAAUUUGCCCGGCACCACAACGCGCAAGUGUGUCCUCACGCUGGACGGGUACUCGUAUGUUAUAGUUGCCAGCACGCCAGAGACUCUGCCCAGCAAACGUGAGGAGGCGAACGCCAGUGGCACAGGUGGCAGCAACAGCAGCGGUGGCAGCAACAUUGGUGGUGCGGCAAGUGGAACUGGAGUUGCGGGCAGCGGAGGUGCAACAGCAUCGGCAUUAACACAGCCGGACAACGGCGAACCGAGCCCCACAAGCUGUGACCUGGGCAGCAACAUUGGCGCCAAUGCGACAAUAAAUGGUCAAGUGGCAAAACACGGCUCUCUCACCAUUGUACGUCGAUCGAAUAGUCGCAAGAAUUUCACACAGAUCGAUUCACAAACGCAAUCAAUCGCCUCGCCCUCCUCGGCCAGCAUCAGUUUCUUCCAGACGCCGCUAAGUGAAUCGCUAGCGGAGCGUUUAAGCGGUGCCCGAGGCACCAACGGAUCCACAGCGAGUGCUGAAGGCGGCCAUCAAGUGCCAUCAUCGUCGCAAUCAUCGUCGGCAGCAUCAGCAACAGCUACAGCCACAGCAGCUACAACAAAUUCAGCCGGUAAAAUGCAGCCCUCGUCGCCGAAUCAAACGAAUUUCGCAACCGAUAAUACACAAAACGCGAGGUCUACCGAGCGACCCACCUAUGAUUACAGACUGAGUCGCGACACUAUCGAAUAUCCGAAUUCAAUAAGUCUCGGUGCCAUGGGUUCAGUGCAGGAUCCCGGUUUUGAUAAUCACUCGGCGGACAAUUCAGCCGAAACGGGCUCAAACGUGUCGUUAACUGGUAUUUGGGAAACGGAUAAUUUGCCAUCUGUCGAUACGCCAGAUGCUCUCAAUAAAGCAGCAAUCAGAAUACGCAGUCUGUUGCGCCGCAUGGAUCAUGAGACCGUCGCUUACGAGGACAUGCAACGUAAUCUGCAUUAUGCAGCACGUGUGCUCGAAGCGGUCUUCAUAGACGAAUCAAGAAGCCCCACAUCAGGUAAAAGUAAAUUGGGGCAGAUUGCGUCUUCAUCCGUUGACAGCGAAGAUGAGUCCACGAAACAGUGCAAAAAUCUCAACAACAACAACUCCAGCGGCAGCUGCAGCCUCAACAAGGCAGCGACUGAAGAGACCGAAGCUUCGGCAUCAGACAAUCAAACAGAGAGCAUAGAAAGCCGCACAAAAGGUGUCUCUUUAGCGCCGCAGACGCACAGUGGUCCAACGGGUCCGCCAGCAUCGGCCAAGGAAACGACAGAGAUGGCAGCAAAACCGUUAGAAACCGUUACCGAAUCCGCACAAGAGGAGCAAACAAACGCGACAUCGGCGGCGACAGGUUCAGAAACCGCGGCGACGACGACAACAACAACAGCGACGACGACGACGACAAGUGAAGGCGGCGCUGGUCAAAGUGUUUCCAGCAGUAGCAGUUGCAGUAAUAAAGCGACCGUUCAGCGACAAAGACGCCUGCGCACUCCCGUCUGGGCGAGAUCAAUGUCGACGAAUAAAACGCGUCUGGCCGACGAGGAUGAUGAACUCUCCGAAGUGCAACCGGAUGCGGUCCCGCCGGAAGUGCGCGAAUGGUUGGCAUCGACGUUCACCCGUCAAAUGGCCACCACUCGCAACCGGAGCGAUGAGAAGCCCAAGUUCCGAUCGGUGGCCCACGCCAUUCGAGCCGGCAUCUUUGUGGAUCGCAUUUACAGGCGCGUCUCCAGCUCGACGCUCAUGCAAUUCCCUCCCGACGUCGUCAAGUUACUCAAGAAUCUCGAUGACUGGACUUUCGAUGUGUUUGCGCUGACUGAGGCGGCCAGCGGUCAGGUGAUCAAGUACGUGGCCUACGAUCUGUUAAAUCGCUACGGGGCGAUGCACAAGUUCAAGAUAGCACCCGGAGUGCUGGAGACGUUCCUGCAUCGUGUCGAGGAAGGUUAUUGUCGCUAUCGCAAUCCAUAUCACAACAAUUUGCAUGCGGUGGAUGUGAUGCAGUCGAUGCACUAUUGUCUGUGCAACACGGGCCUCAUGAAUUGGCUGACGGACUUGGAGAUCUUCGCCUCGCUGCUGGCGGCGCUGUUGCACGACUUUGAGCACACCGGCACCACCAACAAUUUCCAUGUGAUGUCUGGCUCGGAGACGGCGUUGCUGUACAACGAUCGCGCGGUGCUGGAGAAUCAUCAUGUGAGCGCCAGUUUUCGGCUAAUGAAGGAGGACGAUGCUAACAUUUUGUCGCAUUUAUCGCGCGAGGAGUACAAGGAGUUGCGCACGCUCAUUAUUGACAUGGUGCUGGCCACCGACAUGACCUAUCAUUUCCAACAGCUGAAGAUAAUGCGCAAUCUGUUGACGCUGCAGGAGCCAACCAUUGACAAGUCGAAGGCAUUGUCGCUGGUGCUACACUGCUGUGAUAUCUCCCACCCGGCCAAACAUUGGGAUGUCCAUCAUCGUUGGACCAUGCUGCUGCUAGAGGAAUUCUUUCGUCAGGGCGAUCUCGAGAAGGAGCUCGGGUUGCCCUUCAGUCCGUUGUGUGAUCGCAAGAAUACGCUCGUCGCCGAGUCACAGAUUGGUUUUAUCGAUUUCAUUGUGGAGCCCAGCAUGACCAUCAUGUCCGACAUGCUGGAGCAUAUUCUGGCGCCCAUUGCGCCCGUCAUCAAAAAUAAACCGGCACCGUUGCCCGAAGAGUCGAGCAAUGCUCACAACGAGGACGCCGUCGAGGAGGCGAAGAAGCGCAAUGUCUGCGCCAUGACACGCAAGAGCAUACCGGGUGCCGUCUCCAAGUUCACCAUCACCAAGCCCUGGCUGACGUGCCUCACGGAGAACAAGCGCAUCUGGAAGGAGCAGGCCAUCAAAGAUGCCGAGGCACGAGCGCUGGCCGCCGCCGCUGAAGCAGAAGCCGAAGCUGAGGCCGAAGACAAGGCCGCAGCGUCGGAAACGGAAGCAGCAGCAUCAACGGCUGACGAGCCAAAGGCAGAGGCGACAACAGAGGGCGCUGCUAGCAACUAAAAAUUAUGCUCUCUCUCUCUUAUACAACAGAGGGCGCUGCGGGCAACUAAAAAUUGUGCUCUCUCUCUAAUACUAAAUACACUGUAGUCAACUAAGUCCCAUAAGCAUAAGCAGCAAUCUAUGAAAGAAAGAAAUAGAGAAUAUACUACAUUUAAAUCUAAAUAAAGUAAUCAUAAAUAAUUAAUAGAGAAAGAUAUACAUAUAUAUAUAAAUAAAUACAUACAUAUUUAGAAAUCUAUGUAAAACCGCACCGAGACAACACACAAACUAUGUAGCGAAACUGUAUAACUGAGUAAUUCCAGGAGAACCAGUGUUGAUUAACGUAGCAGCAAUAGAAUCCAUGUUCGUAGAUGAUGAUGAUCACUCAAAACAAAAUACUGAAAAUCAUUUAAAAAAUUUAUACAUUAAUCAUAUAUAGAUAAAUGUACUAUAUAUGUGUGUAUAACUAAUUGAUGUAUCAUUUGUUGUUGUUAGUAAAAACAAAAUAGUAAUCGUAAUAACACUGAAAGCGAAAAUAUUAGCAACAACAGCAUUGCACAACACUAGCAGGAACUCUGUAAAUAGGCGGCAUUUGUUCUAGAGUAUUGUUCUCCAACAACAAUUGAUAAGCAUUUACUUAGCUUAGCUCAUAGAGAGAUUUCUUCAACUUCAACUUAAUCUUCAUCUUCGUUUUUGUUAUAGAUCAAACAUGGUACUUUUGUUAGAUAUAAUGAUUAUUUGUCUUAAUUAUUGUAUGAUUUUUUGUAACGCAAAAUAUUUAAUUAAAUUCGAAACUUUUUUGUAAUCAUUUAAGUAUACUCUUUAUUUCCGAAACUUUGCUCAAUUUUUGUUAUAAUGGAUAAAGCGGAUGAUCGACGCCAAGGGCUGUCUAGAUAUUAAGUACCUAACUAAAAAUACCUGAAAAACUAACACUUAACUAAAUAGCUAUAAAACAAAUGGAAAAAUGUAAAUAUCUCUAACAAAAAAAGGACCUCUAACAGACUUUCGAUUCACGUGAAUUUCCACUCGAACAAAAACAAAAACAGAAAAGUAUAUGAUGCACAUGGCUACCUACUCUACAUAUACAUAUGUUCGCCGUAUAUGAAUGUUAAGAAUAUAUUUACACAUAUAAAACAUAAUACUUAUAAUAUAAUAUACCUAACUAAAAAAUACAUGGCACAUGGUUUAGCAAACAUAUUUAUUUUUAUACGUGCGACGGAUAUAGAAGAGAAACUUAAACCAAAUACUAAACCAAAAAUAUGUAACUAAAAACAAACAAAAAACACAAAAAAAAACAAAAACAAAACACGAUUCUUUUCAGUUCAGUUCUUUGUGUGUGUUUUUCUCGUAUUCGAAGAAGAAUCCAAACUCAAAAUGUUUUAAACGUUUUUCAAAAUGUCUGAUAGCGGGACCAUUCUUUUAAGAUUUACCAUUGCUCUUUACACAGCAGACGACGAUCGAGUCCAGCUAGGUAAGGGAAACAAGUCGAAAUAGCAGAUCGAUAGACGGGAUCGAUAGUCGAUAAUCAGAUCGAUAGUCAGGCCAGGGCUGGAGACGGUGGGCAAAGGGCAGUGGUAAAUGCGCUUAGCAGUAAGGUACCAAAUUAUCAGCUGAAAUUGGGAUCAUAGCUUUAUUAAGGUAGUCAAUACUCGUAAUUAACUACUGUAGUUGGUAACCACAAAUCAUCUGACAACACACAUAUGCAUACACAUGCAAGUUAUGUGUGUGUAAGUGUGUGUGUGUGCGUCAGCAUGUGUCUGUGUGUGUAUGUGUAAAGGCCGCAUUAACCAUAUUCGAUAAAAUGGAAUAAAACUAAAAAUAAAAAGAAAAAAUAAAUAUAUUUAAUCUAUUAUUACUAUUAUGUACUCUUAGCUGCAGUAAAUACUCAACAAAUAUAUAUACAUAUACAUAACCAAUAUGUACAUAUACAUGCAUAUAUACUACUGUUAUAUAUGAAUAUCGAACAAAUUGAAACGCUCAAAGCGAAUAGGCAAAAAAAGAGUUAUAAUCACUUCUAAAUGUAAAGAAAACAAAAUAUAAUAAAAAAUUAAAAUCAAAGUUAGGCAUAGGUCCGAAUAGAGGUCCUUUUGCAUAUCCUUCAGUUACUAGCGCAAUGAACUUGUUAUAAUCUCUCUGUUACUUAACGUACAAUACAUUCAAGCAUAUGUCUUAACGUUAUUAGCGACAAUGAUUACCGUAGUAUUGUAGCAACAACAGCAACAAAAACAAAUAUUACGCAUACGCCUAUCAAUAAGAAGAUUUUCUGGCUCCAUAUAUACGAAGGUAUUUAUAGGAAUAUUAAUAAAGCACAAAAAAAAAAAGAAACUAAAAACGAUAGCAUGGUUUUCCUAUCGCCAUAUCUUUUUCGAUUUUCAGUAGUCAAAAUAUAAUAAUAAUAAUAAUGAUAAUAUUAUUAUAACUAUACAUACAAAAUAUGUGUAUACAAAUAUAUGAGUUAAAAGCAAUCAUUACAUUUAAAGAAAUAAAACUAUUAUGGAAUAUAAAUGAUAAAUAAUACAUAUGUAAUACUUAACCAAGCAAAAACAAAAAAAAACCUAACUAAAAGUAUGUGAGUUUUGUGUAAAUAAAAAGUGCAUAUAAAAUAAUAAAUAAAGAUAACCUAUACUUUAAAAACUAGCACAACAUUGAUACAUUCCUAAAAAGUCGAAAUACCAUUCAGCACGCUAAACUGUAAAUAAUUUUGUGUUUCAUUUUUCGAUCUAAACUUACAAUGCCUCAGCAAAGAACUUAUACUAUUAUAUGAUGAAGUAAUUACUUAAUAUCUUUUUAAUUUUCCUACUAAGUUCCAACUCAAGCAAAUAUUUAAUAUGCGUAAAAUUAUCGGCUGAGGUCUGUGCUUAUUACGAAAUACCUUCAAGAAUAUAUAUAAUAACACCAUAUGACUUUUAAUAUACUAAUAAAAAUA
This is a messenger RNA of Drosophila nasuta, 6949 nucleotides long. RefSeq names its product Phosphodiesterase 1c (gene Pde1c). Bases 577 to 4044 code for a protein of 1155 amino acids. The transcript has 10 exons. Lineage: Eukaryota; Metazoa; Arthropoda; Insecta; Diptera; Drosophilidae. Gene Ontology annotation, molecular function: 3',5'-cyclic-nucleotide phosphodiesterase activity. Gene Ontology annotation, biological process: signal transduction. The record is from RefSeq and is a predicted model, not a curated record.